CUUGUGUACUACACUGUAUAUAUGAAUACAUAGGAGAUAUUGUGGUGUGUGCAGGACCAUCAAUGGAACCAACAUUGUAUACGAAUGAUGUAUUACUGACAGAACGAAUAUCUGUUCGGACAGAGAACAUCAAGAAAGGUGACAUUGUUGUCUCUAAAUGUCCUUCAGACCCUAAACAACAUAUAUGUAAAAGAGUUGUAGGAUUGCCUGGAGACAAACUGGAAAAUGGAAUUAUAGUACCAAAUGGCCACGUGUGGUUGGAAGGUGAUAAUACCUUCAACUCGAAUGAUUCUCGCGAGUAUGGGGUUGUUCCACAAGGUCUGUUACGAGGACGUGCAUUCUGUAAAAUAUUACCACUUAGAAAUAUCACCUAUUUUGCGAGAGAGGACGCGAAACAUGAUUAAUCCUGUUAACAAAUUACAAACCAGAAAUAGUACAGAGGAUAAUAAUCGGUAGGAUAAAUAUGUAAUUUGUAUACCGUU
Molecule: messenger RNA, 482 nt
Organism: Megalopta genalis
Lineage: Eukaryota; Metazoa; Arthropoda; Insecta; Hymenoptera; Halictidae
Product: mitochondrial inner membrane protease subunit 1
Cellular component (GO): mitochondrial inner membrane peptidase complex; membrane
Molecular function (GO): serine-type endopeptidase activity
Source: RefSeq, a predicted model, not a curated record